Wyeomyia smithii (pitcher-plant mosquito) is the source of this 1261-nucleotide messenger RNA. RefSeq lists its product as uncharacterized. NCBI's taxonomy places the organism in Eukaryota, Metazoa, Arthropoda, Insecta, Diptera, Culicidae. Gene Ontology annotation, cellular component: plasma membrane. Gene Ontology annotation, molecular function: copper ion binding; oxidoreductase activity. Gene Ontology annotation, biological process: iron ion transport. The transcript has 3 exons. The annotation marks the transcript as partial. The record is from RefSeq and is a predicted model, not a curated record.
CCGAACUCAGUACAACCGGGCCUUCAGGUGCAACUGUAUCAUCUCGUUCCGUCGCGUGGUUGUAACCGCCCGUGAUCAUAGUUUUAAAAAUAUAAACAUGCCUUGUCUAGUUUGGUGUCCGCGAUUGACAGUAGUGUCGAUUCUAGUGAUUGCCCUGACACAAACAGUUCAUGGUAAUCCUACCGGCUUGAGCCGAUUUCAACAGUUGUUUCGGAACCAAUCGACGCCAGUUGAUCUGGACGCGUUCCCUGGCGAACUUUGUUUAAGGAAAUGUGACAACACUAAGCCCCGCGUUUGUUAUUUCAAGUGGACUCUGGAGCAUUAUCACGCAAUGGGACCGGCCUGCAAAAAGUGCUCGAAAGAAAAUCGAGCUGAUUGCUAUCACCACGCCUGCCUGACGGCGGACGGUAUAGAGCGCGGCGUGAUGGCAAUAAACCGGCAGAUCCCAGGUCCGGCCCUCCAGGUGUGCAAAGAUGAUCUGAUUGUGAUUGACAUGACCAAUGCAAUGGGCGGCACUGCUUCAGCGAUGCAUUGGCACGGACUGCACCAACGGGAUACGCCCUACAUGGACGGUGUGCCAUUCAUUACCCAGUGUCCUAUCGAUUUUAUGAGCACCUUCCGGUAUGCAUUCUGGGCUACCCAGCCGGGGACGCAGUUCUACCAUUCGCACAGUGGACAUCACAAAGUAAACGGUCACUACGGUGCAAUGAUAAUACGGGAACCGGAAACCAAUGACCCAAAUGCGGCACUGUAUGAUUUCGAUCUACCAGAACAUACGAUGGUGGUGUCUGAUUGGAUGCACGAAGAUGGGGAAAUGUUUAUGCCGGGUCUGCCAUCAGGCGGCGGAAUCUUACCGGUUAAUAUUUUAAUUAACGGCAGGGGCACGUUCACCUCGGCCAAUGGCACCCGAACAAGUGUUCCCCAGGAGGUGUUUCGGGUUCGCAAGGGAGGCCGCUAUCGUUUUCGUUUCAUCAAUGCAGCUAGCCACGUGUGCCCGCUUGAGCUGCAGCUAUCGAACCACACUCUUGAGAUAAUCGCUAGCGAUUCCUACCAUCUGCAGAACGUCACCGUCAACACGCUUAUCUCGACCUCCGGGGAGCGAUAUGACUUUGUUGUGCAUGCUGACCAAAGAACUGAUGACUACUGGCUUCGCGUAAGAGCCAUUGGACCUUGUGAACCUAGGAAAAUUGAGCAGCUUGCCGUGCUCUCGUAUCAACCACUGACCAUCCCGGAAGAGGAUAUUGCAUUUCCCAGUGAUGAG